UACUCUGCAGCAUUCCCAGCCACUGACCUGCGCUUGCACUAAUUUCAUUUGUAUGGUCUUAUUGACCAGAGCCCUGGCCCCUCCAGUGGUGAUGGUGUUACCCUUGUCUGGAUGUUUUAACCCUCCUAGCACAUGAUUUACUGUAUAAUUUCAGACUAUUGAAGGCUGUGACACAGUCCUAGUGAUAUGACAUAGUGCAAUCUCUGGCAUACCCGACAGUGGAGUUAACACUAGUUAACACUAUUAGAGUGUGGAAUCACAGAAUGUUUACAGCUUGGCAUGAUACCCAUGCUCUCUGCAGCAAUAAGUAUAGGGGCAUUCUUAAGGAGAUCUGGAAGGCAAAGAGACGAUAUGAGAUCGCCUUGGCAAAUAAGGUUAAGCAUAAUCCAAAGAGAUUCUACAGAUACAUUAAGAACAAGAGGGGAACUAGUGAGAGAGAAUAGAGUCCUUUAAAGAUCAAAGAGGUGGUCCUUGUGUUGAAUCGCAGGAGAUGGGAGAGAUUAAAUGAAUAUUUCACAUCAGUUUAGUGUGGGGAAAGAAAUGGAGGAUAGAGCACUUGGGGGAAAUAAAUAUUGAUGAUUUGAAAACAGCCCACAUUACAGAAGGGGAAGUGCUGGAAGUCUUAGAAAACAUAAUGGUGGAUAAAUCUCCGGGACCUGAUCUAGUGCAUCUCAGGAUUUUGUGGGAAGUUAGGGAGGAAAUUGCGGAAAUUUGCAGAAAUGUUUGCAUCACGUAUAAGUAUGGGUGAGGUUCGGAGGGAAAUGUGCCAAGUGCAGGUAGGUGGAACUAGUUAUAGUUUGGGAUUAUGGUCAGCAUGGACUGGUUGGACUGAAGCAUCUGUUCAUGUGCUGUAUGACUCUAUAAAAACUCACUGUGCCAAUCACCUACCUUUUCGCUAUAGAUCUGCCAUUUCCUUUUAUUCACUCUGAUAAAUACCCAGUUCUCCUCCUUGAAUGCCUCGGCUGCCUGAGCCUCUUCCAGGCACUUCGAUAACUCCAGAUGCCCCUCUGUGUUCUAACUUUAAAGCUCAGGCUGUGCCACGCAUGACCAUUGGGUCUUCUGCCAGUCACCUUAAACCAAUGUGCCCUCUAGUUCCUGACCCUCCUGUUGUUGGAAUCGUUCUCCCUCUCACUGUUCUUCAGAAAGUAGUCCCACUUAACUCACCCACUACUGAUGAGGAAAAUUCUCUUCAAUCCCAAGGCCAAAUCCAGUCAAGUGCCGUGUGAAAAGAUUCUUCCAUGGGUCUUCAUUGCUGCUUCUACCAAUUAACUUCGAUCUGUGCCCGGCCCCUUUCUCAAGUGGGUACAGCUUCUCCAUGUCUCCUGUGGGUUUGACUCGUGAGAUAAAUGUUUUUGUUGUAAGCGGUGGUUUAGUACUGCCUUGCUCUGCUUGCCUGUGUUUGGGGCCAUGUAGACUCUUGCAAGCUUUCCUUGUUCCUGUCCCACUCAGUGUAUAGCUAGCUGAAGCUCAGGGAUCCCUGCGCUCUCUCUUCUGGUGCAGGAUACACUUCCAGCUCUCGGCCUGACUGUGUGUGUGUGUGUGUGUUCUUUGUUUUGUUUUUAUUCAUUCAUCCAUUGGCUGAGAGCAUUGCCAGCAUUUAUUGCCCCCUGCAAUUGCCCAGAGGGCAGUUUAAGUACCAACCACAUUGCUGUGGAUCUAGAGUCACAUGUAGGCCAGACCAGGUAUGGAUGACAGUUUCCUUCCCUAAAGGAAGCAGAUGGGUUUUUCCUGACAAUCAGCAGAGAAUUCAUGCUCAUCAUUAAACGUUCUUAACUCCAGAAUAUUAUUGCAUUCACUUGCCAUUUGAUGCUUGGAUGUUACCUGGGUCUCUGGAUUAAUAGUCUAGAGAUAAUCCCCCUCAGCUAUUGCCUCCCCUCCUCUGUUAUCUGGGAGGUUGUUGCGUUUGUCUCUGCCUGGGCAGCCUUGAGCUGACUUGGAGAAUUUCGAGCUGUGUGUCCCCUCCCUGUGGUUUGUGACUGGACCAUUCUAGAGCCCCGUCUUUGUCUGUGUGAGCUCUCCAGAUGAGUCAGGCAUUGCUGCAGCAAGCCUUUUGGCUCUGUUGCUGUGUUGGUGAGACAGCAGUUUAUACCGGGAUCGAGAGGUUGGAUAGUGGAGGUCUUUUUCUCAAUGUGUCGAGGUGCUGAGCAGUUUCUGCAGCCCCCCCUCUGGUCUCUUUGCGGGGUCCUUCUCCUUCAAAGCCCAUGCCUCCCCACCUCCCUCGCUGCUCUCACUCCCUCUGACUCUUCCCAUACCUGCAGGCACGGCUCCGUCUGGUCGACACGGUUGAGAAGGAAGACGUGAAUGAAGCAAUGAGACUGAUGGAGAUGUCCAAGGAUUCUCUGCUUGGAGAUAAGAGUCAAACCAGCAGGGCACAGCGGCCUGCAGAUGUGAUCUACGCCAUUAUCCGGGAGAUGAUUUCUGAUUCAACGGUGCGAGUGGUUAAAUACUCUGAGGCCGAGCAGCGGUGCAUUUCGAAGGGGUUCACCCCGGCCCAAGUUGAGGCUGCCUUGGAGGAAUACGAGGAGCUGAAUGUCUGGCAGGUGAACCAGGCCCGGACCAAGAUCACCUUCGUAUGAGGGGGCCCCCCUCCCGGGGCAGUGACUGUCGCAGGCCAUUGAUCAGACUGGGAUCGGCUCCGCUUGGUUUGCUGGGCUUCUGUAGUGCUCGUUCCGACCAACACCAAGCACCUCACUCCCUUCACCCAGCCCAGUUCAUUCGGCCAUCUUCCUCCCUUUCUCCUCUGUGCCGUGACCUUAUCCAUAGACCCGUCAGGUCGGUGCCCGUUUUAACCCCAACCCCUUCUAAUCUCCAGCAGGGGCUUGUUGACGCCCAGUCUGUCACCUCCAACUCCCGCUCGUUCUGUUUUUAAUGUGUGGUAAGCUCCUGAACUUGCGCUCUUUGCAGGAGCUGAGUAAGUCAUGGGAACUGUUCAAUAAAGUCAGUUUGUACGAUU
Messenger RNA from Stegostoma tigrinum, 2953 nucleotides. RefSeq names its product DNA replication licensing factor mcm7-A. The record is from RefSeq and is a predicted model, not a curated record. NCBI's taxonomy places the organism in Eukaryota, Metazoa, Chordata, Chondrichthyes, Orectolobiformes, Stegostomatidae. Bases 2310 to 2576 code for a protein of 88 amino acids. The transcript is spliced from 2 exons.